AUGUUUAAGCGAUACACUGACAUCAGCAAGGGCUCUAAGUCAGCUUCAUCGUCCACAGGGGGUUGUUUCCUUUUUUUGCUUUUCUUGGGGGGCAGACAAAUGGCAUUCUCUGGUAGAGAUGCAGAUGCCAUUCCUAUAGGAGAAAAGUCUAUGGUAGAUGAUAGAAAUGAUUGUGAGGUGAAGAUAUUAUCUGAGUUGUCCACGUUUAUACUUAAAGGUUUCAGUGUGUCUUCGGAAACCGUCUCUUCGACCUUUUUGUUCUUGUCCAGCUCAACAGGUGAUUCAACUUCUGUGAGUUGUUCAGUACAAUGGUUUAUAGACGGAUGCUCUGGCCUAAAUGUUCGUGAGGUGAAGAUACUGUCCGAGUUGUCCACGCUCAUAGCCAAAGGUAUCAGUGUGUCUUCAGAAACUAUCCCUUUGACCUUUUUGCUCUUGUCCAGCUCAACAGGUGGCACAACUUCUGUGAGUUUUUCAGGCAUACGACUUGUAGACUGCUGCUCUGACCAAAAUGAUUGUGAGAAACCGAAUUACGAAGAUGUUUGGAACGCUUUGUGUUCACUUAGAGAAUUCUUGCUUGCCGAGGACCUGAGAAAACUGUCAAUACCUAAGCUGGCAUGUGGGCAGGACAACCUGGACUGGAGAAUCAUUCGAAGCAUGCUCGAGCUUUCGUCUCUACCUUCUACUCUUAACCGCAAGAUGGGAAAUCUUGAAGACGGGACUGAAAUUUCUUCGAAUAUAAAGAUUCCCUCAACGGUAUUGGGCAUAUGCGCCUCUAUCCAGACUAACUACACCUAUGUGUAUCACAAGCUGGUGAUCCGCAGUUGGUAUCCAGUGGCGUUGUUAAUAUCGUUGACAGAACAUGAUCUUUCGUCUCUACCUUCUACUCUUAACCGCAAGAUGGGAAAUCUUGAAGACGGGACUGAAAUUUCUUCGAAUAUAAAGAUUCCCUCAACGGUAUUGGGCAUAUGCGCCUCUAUCCAGACUAACUACACCUAUGUGUAUCACAAGCUGGUGAUCCGCAGUUGGUAUCCAGUGGCGUCGUUAAUAUCGUUGACAGAACAUGAUGUUUGA
Molecule: messenger RNA, 1071 nt
Organism: Acanthoscelides obtectus
Lineage: Eukaryota; Metazoa; Arthropoda; Insecta; Coleoptera; Chrysomelidae
Source: the annotation of a GenBank genome assembly